Messenger RNA from Fusarium redolens, 836 nucleotides. RefSeq names its product RmlC-like cupin domain-containing protein. The record is from RefSeq and is a predicted model, not a curated record. The transcript has a single exon. NCBI's taxonomy places the organism in Eukaryota, Fungi, Ascomycota, Sordariomycetes, Hypocreales, Nectriaceae. Bases 264 to 692 code for a protein of 142 amino acids.
AUAAAAACUUCAUCCAAGAAAAAGUCUUCUUUUGUCGCGCGGUGUAGAACAGUAGCUAAGAUGCAGCUCUACAGUAGAAGAUUAGCUAACAGCUUAAGUAGUUAUCUAAAUCACAGUGUACAGAAAGUGCUUUCAUAAGAAAUCCCAUCUUGCUCACGACCUAUAAAGGUAAAGAGCUGAAAUAUCUGCUUCAGAACUCGCCAGUCACCUCUCUACUCUUAAACUCUCUCUCGGUAUUCAUUUCAACUCUAAGUACCUAUAUCAUGACUUCCCCAAAUACUUCAACUCAACCCUCAGUCGUUGGCGACAUAAUUCACUGCGACAAUCUGAAAUGGCUCCCUCUCGCCCCCAAGAUCUGGAUCAGACUCAUCAAACUUACACCCGAAACCGGCUCUUACACAGUCAUGAUCAGAGCUGAGCCAGGAGGUGUUCUUCCUCGGCAUCGGCAUGUCAAGAGCGCUGAGAUUUACAUCUUGAAGGGAAACGGGGAUCAUCCGCAGGCUGGACACUUUGAGAAGGGAGAUUAUGUCACGGAGCAUGAGGGCGCACGACAUGAUCCGCUUGUAUUUGAGGUUGAGACGGAAAUGUUGAUGAUUAGUGAGGGAGCUUCGGUGUUUGUGGAUGAUGAUGGGAAUGAUCUCUAUGCGAUGGAUAUUCCGAUGCUCCAGAAUCUUGCAGCUUCUAUGGCCUGAUCGUUUACAGACUUUGAUCCAGACUUCUGCUCUCACUGAACCAGAAUCUGACAUUGGCCUUUAUGGUUGUCGUUCAUUGUUGUCCAUGGUUAUUGUCAUUAGCAUAUUUAGGAUCAGUAGGAAAAUGUUAAUAAUACUCUAUAC